This is a messenger RNA of Eubalaena glacialis (North Atlantic right whale), 1304 nucleotides long. RefSeq names its product small ubiquitin like modifier 1 (gene SUMO1). Gene Ontology annotation, molecular function: ubiquitin-like protein ligase binding; protein tag activity. The coding region runs from base 186 to 542 and encodes 118 amino acids. The transcript is spliced from 6 exons. Gene Ontology annotation, cellular component: PML body; nucleus. Lineage: Eukaryota; Metazoa; Chordata; Mammalia; Artiodactyla; Balaenidae. Gene Ontology annotation, biological process: protein sumoylation. The record is from RefSeq and is a predicted model, not a curated record.
GUAUCUUGGCUCAGCCUUCAGAAACGCGCAAGCGCGUAGCGGAAGUGACGCCAGGCGUAGCGGAAGUCCCUCCAGCCGCGGUGUUGUGCUGUGGGGAAGAGAGACGGAUUUGUAAACCCCGGAGCGAGGUUCUGCCUACCCGAGGCCGCUGCUGUGCGGAGACCCCGGGGGAAACCACCGUCACCAUGUCUGACCAGGUACCGGCCUGGGAGCCAUCCAAUGGCGGUGGCCGAGGCCUUACUCCGCAGGAGGCAAAACCUUCAACCGAGGACUUGGGGGAUAAGAAGGAAGGAGAAUAUAUUAAACUCAAAGUCAUCGGACAGGAUAGCAGUGAGAUUCACUUCAAAGUGAAAAUGACAACACAUCUCAAGAAACUCAAAGAAUCGUACUGUCAAAGACAGGGAGUUCCCAUGAAUUCACUCAGGUUUCUCUUUGAAGGUCAGAGAAUUGCUGAUAAUCACACUCCAAAAGAACUGGGAAUGGAGGAAGAAGAUGUGAUUGAAGUUUAUCAGGAACAAACAGGGGGUCGUUCAACAAUUUAGAUAUUUUUAUUUUUUUUUCUUUUCCCUUAAUCCUUUUUUAUUUUUAAAAAUAGUUCUUUUGUAAUGUGGUGUUCAAAACAGAAUUGAAAACUGGCACCCCAUCUCUUUAGAACAUCUGGUAAUUUGAAUUCUAGUGCCCAUUAUUCAUUAUUGUUUGUUUUCAUUGUGCUGAUUUUUGGUGAUCAAACCUCAGCCCCGUUCAUAUCGCCCUCUCCUUUUUAAAAAUUAUGUGUGUGCACAGAGAGGCCGCCUUUUCCAGGACUGUGCAUUUACAGGCUUGUGAUAAGUAAGAUUGACUAAUGCGAGUGUUCGUAAUGACUUUCCAAUUGGCCCUGAAGUUCUAGCAUGUGAUCGCUUCGCUCCUGGACUGUGACUCUCAGUGGGAGAUGGAAGUUUUCAGAGAACUGAACUGUGGGAAAAUGCCCUUUCCUUAACUUGAAGCUACUUUUAAAAUCUGAGGGUCUGGACCAAAAGAAGAGGAAUAUCAGGUUGGAGUCAAGGUGACAGAGGUGGUGAAAAUAAUGACAAACUCCAAAGAUGGCUUCACUGAAGAGAAAGCAUUUUAAGAUGAAAGAAAAAUCUUGUCAGAAGAUCCCAGAAAAGUUCUAGUUUUCAUUAGCAGUUAAAGUUAUUCAUGCAGAAGUGUAUACAGCAGAACGCUGCUCUUUUUGACUUUAUUUGUACUUUUUGGCCUGGGAUAUGGGUUUUAAAUGGACAUUGUCUGUACCAACUUCAUUAAAAUAAACAAAAUAUUUGUAAAAA